CCGACGUAAAUAACUGUAAACCUGGUUUGAUCCUUAUUGCAUGUUGCUUUGAAUUCUGGUUCAGCCAUGGCAUUCUUUGGGGGAUUACACAAGCAACGUACCUUCAAGCCUCGGAAAGAUGUCCCUGAAGGCACGAAACAGUACCAGCUCAGGAAGUACGCAGAAGCUACGCUGGGAUCGGGGAACCUUCGUCAAGCUGUUGUGCUACCCGAAGGAGAGGAUCUCAACGAAUGGCUCGCUGUGCACACUGUAGACUUCUUUAAUCACCUAAACAUGCUCUAUGGAACCGUAACUGAGUUCUGCACACCCAAAGAAUGUCCGGUCAUGUCUGCUGGGCCAAGAUACGAGUACCUUUGGGAGGACGGAGUGACAUACAAGCGACCAACUAAAUUAUCAGCACCAGACUACGUUGAUGCGCUAAUGAAUUGGGUACAAACCUUACUUGACGAUGAGAACGCAUUUCCACACAAAAUCGGUGUGCAAUUCCCAAAGAAUUUCCGCGAUACAGUGAAGACGAUCGUUCGUCGGUUAUUCCGUGUGUAUGCACAUUUGUAUAGUGGUCACUUUGAGCAAAUCUGCGCAUUAGGGAUCGAAGCCCAUCUCAACACGUCUUACCGUCAUUUUUUCCUGUUCAUCAACGAGUUUAACUUGGUCGAUGCUAAGGAGUUGGCGCCACUAGACGAACUGAACGAUGCCAUUCUCGCAGAGGACAAUAAAACACGGCGAUAACGGUUUGCCUUACGCACAUGCAUGAUCCUUUUCCCCGGCUAGGCCUAGUAAUACUUCACCUCAACUCCGCAUUCUGUAACAUCAUUUAUACUGCAUAAUCAUGUCGCGUCUGAUCGACGAACUUGAUGUGCAGAAAGGCAUGGAAUGUUGAACGUAGUAGUACGAUUGUAACUGCACGGCAUCUGUCCUUGGGUGAUUGCAGCAUCCUCCCAUCGACUGCCGCAAUUCACAACGGCAACCCUAAGUAUGCGAUCCAAGCCCUUGCUUACACGCCCCCUCUGUGUUGCAGUUGGGCGCAAAGCAGUCAGCGGCUAGCCGCACGGCCCGCC
Cantharellus anzutake is the source of this 1058-nucleotide messenger RNA. Its product is annotated as Mob1/phocein. Lineage: Eukaryota; Fungi; Basidiomycota; Agaricomycetes; Cantharellales; Hydnaceae. The transcript has 9 exons. Bases 67 to 729 code for a protein of 220 amino acids. The record is from RefSeq and is a predicted model, not a curated record. Gene Ontology annotation, molecular function: protein kinase activator activity. Gene Ontology annotation, cellular component: nucleus; cytoplasm. Gene Ontology annotation, biological process: positive regulation of protein phosphorylation; cell division; signal transduction.